GUACUGCGAUUACUCAACAAACAAGUCAGAGGGGAGGCACCGACCUGAAAGUUCAAACUGCAUUUAGUCAAUCUCGUCAUUUUACCUAUUUUUACCUAUUUCUAUAUCGUAGUCAAUGUCAAUACCCCGACUGGGAGUCUACGGUCGAAAAUUCCUGGAAAAAUAAAGGAAUAUUUAUAAAGCCGUUUCUUUUAGAUGUGAAGCGUUGACGAAAGGUUGAAAAUCCGAAGAGAAAAGAUGGAUUUGAACAUGUUGUAAUUCACGUUUGUAUCAUUUCUAGUUUGAAGGAAAGAUGGAUAUUUUAAUAAAGGAUUUACGGCCUGGGAUGAAGAACAUGAAUUUGACAGUGAUAGUUUUAGAUGUUGGUAAUCCGAUUCCUGUAAAAGAGAGAGAAGUUAGGACACUGAAAGUAGCCGAUACGAGUGCGUGUAUUAAUUUGUGUUUGUGGGACGAUCCUGGAAGAUACCUUUACCCGGGUGAUAUCGUGCGAUUAACUAAAGCUCAUGUGAAUAUGUUUCGAAGCUGCCUUACACUCUAUUCCGGAAAAGCGGGCGAUAUAGACAAGCUAGGUGAAUUUUGUAUGGUGUUCAACGAGCAGUUGAAUAUGUCCGAGCCGAAUAUGAACUUUGACGUUCCGCAGGGUAUGGGACAGGGUAUGAACAAUGGCGGACCCGCGGGGCUCAGCCUGUUGGCGAACAACAACGGCGGCAAAGGAGGGGCGGGUAUGCCUCCGGCCGGGCUGAUGGGCGCAAAACCACAGGGAAGUAAACUGCCGCCUCAAAGGUCGACUCAAGACCCGCAACCUCUACAAGGGAAAAACCAGCCCAAAGUGAACAAUAAAAACUCAAGAGGGCCGAUGAAAGGCAAUAUUGUUAGAACGGAACGUAGGUGACCUCUGUACGAAUUAAACUAUUAAGUAUUCACAGUAAAGUAAAACACCUGAAAUCAUGUGAUUCAUCAAAAUGACUCGAGUGAUAAACUAUGUAUCUUACAUUGAAAUACGUGUACCAUUUGCAAUUACCAUGUUUUAUCAUACUAUUAAACUGAAUAAUUAUUUAA
Messenger RNA from Cimex lectularius (bed bug), 1059 nucleotides. RefSeq names its product SOSS complex subunit B1. The transcript has 2 exons. Gene Ontology annotation, molecular function: DNA binding. The record is from RefSeq and is a predicted model, not a curated record. NCBI's taxonomy places the organism in Eukaryota, Metazoa, Arthropoda, Insecta, Hemiptera, Cimicidae. Gene Ontology annotation, biological process: double-strand break repair via homologous recombination; response to ionizing radiation; mitotic cell cycle checkpoint signaling. The coding region runs from base 293 to 892 and encodes 199 amino acids. Gene Ontology annotation, cellular component: SOSS complex.